GCCGGAGCGUCGCGGGGCCGCCCCCUCCGUGUGGCCGGCGGAGUCGCUGUCGCACCCCCGUUAGCUCCGCGGGGGGCAGGCCGGAGGCGGCGGCGGCAGAAUUCAAUAACUGCUGUUGGUCCCCUGCUGGGAGAGUUCAUCUGAAGACUGCCCAUGGACGAUCAGUGCUUGUGUUUGCUGAAGUUCUAGGAUUCUUUUGUUUUACUGUUUAAUUUACUGGAGAGUCCAUUUUUUCCCAUGAGUCAUCGUCCACCUCUGGAAAGGUAGAGAAUCACACUCAGCGUGGCGAGAUGCUGACACUAUGAGAGGCACACGGGAACUGAGACUGACUGAGGGUACGGCAGAUUCAUGUCUCCCAUCUCAUGCUCACUCCAGGGCAUACGCUCAUUGGGUGGAAUCACCAGCAUUAUUUACAGGUGCAAAGUAGCUCAACAUGAGUGGCCUUGGGGACAGUUCAACAGACCCUGCUAACCCUGAUUCCCGGAAGAGGAAAGGGUCGCCGUGUGAUACGUUGGCCCAGAGCAAUGAAAAGCGACGCCGGGAGCAGGAGAAUAAAUACUUAGAGGAGCUGGCGGAGCUGCUCUCGGCAAACAUUGGUGACAUCGACACCCUGAGUGUCAAGCCAGACAAAUGCAAGAUUCUAAAGAAGACGGUCGACCAAAUCCAGCAGAUGAAGAGGUUGGAACAAGAGAAAACAGCUGAUGAUGACGUCCAGAAGUCUGACAUCUCAUCCAGCAGCCAAGGAGUGAUCGAAAAGGAAUCUCUGGGACCUCUUCUCCUGGAAGCACUGGAUGGCUUUUUCUUUGUUGUGAAUCGCGAGGGGAGGAUCGUGUUCGUGUCCGAGAAUGUGACCAGCUACCUGGGUUAUAACCAGGAGGAGCUCAUGAAUACCAGUGUCUACAGCAUCCUGCACGUAGGGGAUCACGCGGAGUUCGUCAAGAAUUUGCUGCCAAAGUCUCUAGUAAAUGGAGUUCCUUGGCCUCAGGAAGCAACCAGACGCAGCAGCCAUACCUUCAGCUGCCGGAUGCUGAUCCGCCCACCUGAUGAGCUGGGUGCAGAGAACCAGGAGGCUCGCCAGCGCUAUGAGGUGAUGCAGUGCUUCACUGUGUCCCAGCCCAAAUCGAUCAAAGAGGAAGGAGAAGAUUUCCAAUCCUGUCUGAUAUGCAUUGCACGGAGAUUACCUCGACCUCCAGCUGUCACCAGUUCAGAAUCUUUCAUGACCAAGCAAGAUACUACAGGUAAAAUUAUCUCCAUUGACACCAGUUCCCUAAGAGCCGCAGGCAGGACUGGCUGGGAGGAUUUAGUGCGGAAGUGCAUCUAUGCUUUCUUCCAGCCUCAGGGCAGAGAGCCAUCUUAUGCCAAACAGCUAUUUCAAGAAGUGAUGACACGUGGCACUGCCUUCAGUCCAUCGUAUAGAUUCACGCUGAGCGACGGGACGGUACUUAGCGCCCACACCAAGUGUAAGCUCUGCUAUCCUCAAAGCCCAGAAAUGCAGCCUUUCAUCAUGGGCAUCCAUAUCAUUGACAGGGAUCACCACAUGCUCUCUCCUCAAGAGAACACUAACUCUGGAAUGCCCCUUCCCCGUGUCAGCUCUGCGCUGCACCCUAGCAUGUCCCCAGGGCAAGGCAUGGCUCUCUCAUCCGCCAUCCCUCCAUCCAAUAGCAGCAUGUUGGCGACCAAUGUAAAUCAACAGCCAGGCUCUGGCCUCCACAGCAGCAAUUCCAGCACCGGCCAGACAAGCUUUGGGUGUUCACCUGGGAAUCAGAUCGGAGCCAAUGUUGCCUUAAGCCAGGGACAAGCUGGUCCCCAGAACAAUAACCACCUUUUAAACCUCAGUAGCUCUCCCAUGAAUAGUCCAGGGAUUACCCCAGCACAGUUCAUGUCUCCUAGGCAUCGGGUUAGCCCAGGAUUGGUACCAAGGCCCAGAAUGCCAAGCAAUCCUUUCUCUCCUACCAUGCACUCCCCUGUGAGCAUGGCGAGCAGUGGCUGCAGCAGCGGUGGCAGCAGCAACAGGCCUUUCCCCAGUGCCCCAAUAAACUCUGUGCAGGGGCUUAAUGAAGGCCCUAGCACCCCCAUGGGCUACUCCACGCCGCCUCCCAUUCUGAGGCAGCCGAGCUCCCAGAACUCGCCUGGCCGGCUCAGCAUGCAACCUGUGAAAACGGAGCCGAAAGACAGCAAGGAGAUUGCCUCCAUCCUGAGCGAGAUGAUUCAGUCUGACAGUGGCUCGAGCGAUGGCAAGCCACUGGACUCAGGCCUGCUACAUGCCAGUGACAGACUCUCAGAGGGAGACGUCAAGUGCUCCCAAGCCACCAGCCACAAGCUGGUUCAGCUCCUGGCCACAACGGCAGAACAACAGCUGCGGCACACUGAUGCAGACACCAGCUGCAAAGAUCCCUUAUCCUGCACGGGUGCCUCUGGGAACCCUCCAGGCAACACGUGUCCCUCUUCCCAUAGCUCCCUCACAGAGCGGCACAAGAUCUUACACCGGCUCUUGCAGGAGGGCAGCCCCUCCGACAUCACCACUCUGUCCAUGGAACACGACAAGAAGGAUACUGCGCCAAACGCUGCCGCCACCCCUACCUCUCAGAGUCAGAUCCCGGGGACCCCUGAAAUCAAACUGGAGCCAGAGGCCUUGAAGAAAAAGGAGUCCAAGGACCAUCAGCUCCUACGCUACCUACUAGACAAGGAUGAGAAGGACCUUGCUGCGGUCCCGGCCCUGAGUCUGGAUGACGUGAAGGUGAAAGUGGAGAAAACGGAGCAGAUGGAUCCGUGCAAUACAACUCCGGCUCCGCUGACCAAGCCCUCUGCUGCAGAGGAAGUGAAGCUAGAGUCGCAGGGCCAGUUUGCUGCUGAACUCGACCAGCUCAAUCAGCUGCUGCCUUCAUUGGAGAAAGCAGCCCAGUUACCAGGCUUGUGUGGGACGGAUAGAACCGAAAGCAGCAUGGCCAGUGUCAUGGUCAAACCUGAGAUUCUGGCAGCCCCGCUCCAGCCCAACGCUGCAGCAAGAACUCCAAUGGGGCUUAACAGAUUGUCUGAACUGGAGUUGGGAGUCUCUGAUCAACAGUUUGGACAGCCAGGAAUGGGUGACCAGAUUCCAUGGGCAGACAACCCCAUGGCCUCCAUGAACCGAGUAUCUUUGAAUAAACCAGACGACCAGUGUAUCGCUUCCCAGCUGGACGAACUCCUAUGCCCCCCCACCACGCCGGAGGGCCGGAAUGAUGAGAAAGCCCUCCUCGAGCAGCUUGUGUCCUUCCUGAGUGGCAAAGAUGAAACCGAGUUGGCGGAAUUGGACCGAGCUCUUGGGAUUGACAAAUUGGUCCAGGGAGGUGGCCUGGAAGUGCUGACUGACAGAUUCCAGCCACAGCAAGCGACACCGUCUCUUCUAAUGGAUCAGAAGCCUGGCCUGUACCCCCAGCCUUAUUCUUCUGCUUCUCCUACUGCUAAUCUCCCCAGCCCUUUCCAAGGCAUGGUCAGGCAGAAACCUUCUUUCGGGCCCAUGCCGGUUCAGGUACCUCCGCCCCGAGGGGCUUUCCCCACCAACAUGGGAAUGCAGCCACGGCAGACUCUAAACAGGCCACCGACAGCGCCCAACCAGCUGAGACUUCAGCUGCAGCAGCGGCUACAAGGGCAGCAGCAGCUGAUACACCAAAAUCGGCAGGCGAUCCUGAACCAGUUUGCAGCAAAUUCUCCAGUCGGCAUCAGUAUGAGGGCAGGCAUGCAGCCUCAGAUUACGCCUCAGCCACCUCUGAAUGCACAGAUGCUGGCCCAGCGCCAGCGAGAGCUGUACAGCCAGCAGCACCGGCAGAGGCAGCUAAUGCAGCAGCGAGCCAUAUUAAUGAGACAGCAGAGCUUCGGGAACAACCUUCCUCCCUCGGCUGGACUCCCAGUGCAGAUGGGGGCAGCUCGCCUCCCCCAGGCACCCCCACAGCAGUUCCCCUAUCCCCCCAACUACGGUACAAAUCCAGGAAACCCUCCCACCUCCACCAGCCCCUUUUCGCAGCUGGCAUCGAACCCUGAGGCAGCACUGGCCAGUCGCAACAGCAUGGUGAACAGAGGGAUGAUGGGGAACGUUGGAGGGCAGUUUGGUGCUGGGAUGACCCCUCCCAUGCAGCAGAACAUCUUCCAGUACUCGGGGUCAGGCAUGGGUCAGCAAAGCGAGCCUGCAUUCACUCCAUCACUCAGCCCCAGCAGCCCUCUGAUGUCGCCGCAGAUUCCUCCUUCGCAGAGCCUCAUGCUCCAGUCAGCUCCGCCGACCCCUGGAUACCAGUCCCCAGACAUGAAGACUUGGCAGCAAGGAACAAUGGGGAAUAAUAAUGUAUUCAGCCAAGCUGGGCAGAACCAGCCCACGCCUGCGCAGCAGGGAAUGUACAACAACAUGAGCAUCACCGUAUCCAUGGCUGGAGGAAACACGAACGUCCAGAACAUGAAUCCAAUGACUGGACAAAUGCAGAUGAGCUCACUGCAAAUGCCCGGGAUGAACUCCAUGUGCUCCGAGCAGGUAAAUGACCCAGCGCUGAGACCCACCGGCCUUUACUGCAACCAGCUUUCCUCCACUGACCUUUUGAAAACAGAAGCAGAUGGGGCGCAGGUCAGUAAGAAACUCCUAAGCACAGACCCAUCUGAGGUACAACAGGUUCAGGUGUUUGCUGACGUGCAGUGUACAGUGAAUCUGGUAGGUGGAGACCCUUACCUGAACCAGCCUGGUCCAAUGGGCUCGCAGAAAAGCACGACAGGUCCUCAGACCCCUCAGGCCCAGCAGAAGAGCCUCCUUCAGCAGCUACUGACUGAAUAACCUCUUUUAAAGGAAUGUGAAAUUUAAAUAAUAAGACAUACAGAGAUAUAUAAAUAUAUAUAUAUAUAUAUAUUUUCUGAGAUUUUUGAUAUCUCAAACUGCAGCCAUUCUUCAGCUCUUAGUGUUUGGAGCAAAAAGGUUUUUUUCUUUCGGUUUUUUUGUUUGUUUGUUUUGUCUUUCGGGGUUUUUUUGUUUGUUUUUUGUAAAAGGCGUUGGAUGUUGGCAAAUAGACAAGGCAGGACAGUCGGUUUCUUGAGCCAAAAUUACAGAUGAUUCCUAUUUUUGUAAUCAGUUGCUGGCAUCUUACUCCAGAUGAAGGUUUCUUGGGGAAGUGGGGAAGGGGAUGGAGGAAGAAGCGAGUUGAAAGAGACUGCUUCGGAAGGAGGAAGAUCAUCUCAGUUUCAGCUGGAUCUGUCACUGAUUCGUGUCUCAGCCCAGUGGGAAGGUGGGGAAAGACACCGGACUUCUAUCAGAAAGGCUGUUUUUAUUCAUGCUUAAAAAACCCAAACACCUUUUCUCCCCUCUGCCCCAGCCCGCUUGUGCGUACAAUCAGCUUUUUCUAGCAAUCGUGAGUUUGUCAGUUUUAAAGAAAAACAGAGAGUAUUUUGACCCAUCAUUUUUUCCAUGUUUUAUGCUGGUGUUUAAAGCCUCCUAGCAAGAGAGGCCACAAUGUGUAUAUCACAUCGGGGAAAAUAAUAAUAAUAAGACAAAAAAAAGAACAGUUCGGGGGGGAAAAGCUGCAAUAAUUUUUAGGGGGAAGGAUGAGGAGGAGAGGGAGGGUUCUGUCAAUUAUUGUAGAUAAACAUUUUCUGAUUAAAUAUUAAAUAAAAUUAAGCAGUUGUUUUUUUCUGCUUUGAUUGUGCUUAACAGCUGAGGUAGCUUAAACUAUUUAAAAUAAUAAUAAAAAUAAUAAAAAUUCAACUCUCUGAUGGGGGACAGCUUAUUUUUUCCCCUCAAACCUGUCCUGUACAUAGCUCUGAUGUCUUGUAUACAUUUGUUUUCUUCCUUUAGUUGCGAUCACUCUUAAGAUCAUCGCUUUUUAUUUGAUUUAUGAUUUUUUCCCCUUUUUCUAAAAUUAUGCUGGUGUGUGGAAAAUGUGUAGCUUUGUUGACUGACUGCAUUUGCAAGAGAUAAAAACAAAGAAAUGGAGAUGGCCGCUAAUGUUGUAUUGCUUUCUGAUGGCUGUGCUAUGCAGUGUGUGGAUGUUCCCUCUCUUGAGGUUGGAGGUGGAUAGGGGCAAGUCUAGUUUUCAGAGGUGCUGAGCAUUCACUGUUCCCACUAGUCAAUAGGAGCUGUAGGAGCACUCAGCACUUCUGGAAAUGGGCCCCCUAAGCUUCGAAGGGCUAGUUCAUUCUGCCCCACAGAACAGCCUGGUCCAACUCCAGUGGGAGGCUUGACACUACCAAAGCCCACAGGGGAUGUUGUAGUUGCUGCCACUAGAGAGAAGGGUUCCUGCUCCUGCCCUGCCACUCAGACAGAGCCACCAGCAGUCGCAGAACAAUAUUUGGUGCCAUCUGCUCCCCUCUUGUCUCUAGCAUUUGCUCCAUCACUCCCAGCCACAUCCCUGGAGGCAGAUCCACCUCAGGAAGGAGCCAUGGAAAACAUGGCUGCUGAGAUGGAGGCCCAGCAGGAGGGAUGGGUAAACUAUGUGCAGGCAGUUCUCCACUGCUGAGUCCUUCAGGCCCAUCUUAUGGGGAGAAGGCAUUCAGAAGCCUCCUGGGCUUCCUCUCUGAGUGCAGAGCGGGACAGAUCUGGAGCCACAGGUGGGCUGGAUGCAGAGCACAGCCCCAGAGCCUCCAGGUGGCAGGACAGAUACUUGCUACUCACUCUCUGCCAGAAAAGCAGCAGGCUGGCAUGUAGCUUUGUCUCCUUCUGUCACAGAACGUGUAUAAUUCCUAUAGGAGGUGUAGCCCCCAGCAGGCUCUUUGCUUCAGUUAACUUUUCCUCCUAGAAGGUGGAGAUAAAACAGCCAGUAGCUAGAGUCACAGUAAAAUGAGUGAAGUGAACCAAAGACAGGUCUGCAAAGCUCUGAGCUUGAGCCCAAAGGGGUCUAAGCCACUUAGUGUCCCUGUUCUCCCAGAGGGGGAAAGACCAGAACUUUUAAUACAGACCAGGAAAGCCCCAGCCAUUAGUGUCACUCCCAGAGGAAAUACACUCAAUUCCGUGACCACAGCCAGAAAGUUGUUAAAGGAGAUUUCUUCUCCACAUCCCCUCCCCGGGCAGGAGUUUUACCGAUCACAGUUGGGGAACUGUAUGUCCGGUUCUGUGCACCAAUGGUCAUCCUAACAUCGGCACCUUGCAGCUCCACCAAGCUGAGUGUGAUGAGCAAAGGCGGCCUCAGAUAAGAAGGGAUGUGUGAUAGCCCAUGUGGGAGACUGGCUGAUAGAAUCUGGAGCAGAAAUGGCAGCUCCAUCCAGGGUACUAGAAUUCUUCCAAACUACAGGGGCUUUGGUCAUCUGGACUCAGCUGGAUAUGAUACCACACUCUUGUAGGAGGAGUUGCUUUGUGCCAGGGGAGGUGUAUCAAAAUCAUGGAUCUGAUGAGAGAGCCAGUCCAACACUCUUAGAAUUCACUGUGUCCAGAUGGUGUGAGCCUUACUGAGAUGCUAAUUCCCUGCCUCCCCAGGGGCUGCAGCGUAUGUAUUCAUGCUACAACAGUACAUGGCACAUUACAAGACAGAGGCACCCUGCUGAAAUAAAUACGAGCCUCAGACUGUGCAGGGGGAAGAGCUGACAGAAGUGAAUUCCCUUUGGAUCUAUUCCCCUUCAUUCAAUCGUUGGGGCAAGCUUUAGAAUGUGGGGCACCUAAGAGAGAGACCACA
This is a messenger RNA of Gopherus evgoodei (Goodes thornscrub tortoise), 7613 nucleotides long. It is a transcript of the gene NCOA1, whose product is annotated as nuclear receptor coactivator 1. The transcript is spliced from 22 exons. Gene Ontology annotation, biological process: cellular response to hormone stimulus; positive regulation of transcription by RNA polymerase II. The coding region runs from base 434 to 4792 and encodes 1452 amino acids. Lineage: Eukaryota; Metazoa; Chordata; Testudines; Testudinidae. Gene Ontology annotation, cellular component: nucleus. Gene Ontology annotation, molecular function: protein dimerization activity; nuclear receptor binding. The record is from RefSeq and is a predicted model, not a curated record.